Molecule: messenger RNA, 2901 nt
Organism: Schistosoma rodhaini
Lineage: Eukaryota; Metazoa; Platyhelminthes; Trematoda; Strigeidida; Schistosomatidae
Source: the annotation of a GenBank genome assembly
AUGUUUUAUAAAAAUAUUAUAACUUCUAUUAUUAUUAUUAUUAUAAAUGGUUAUAUUCAUUUAUAUAAUCAACAAUUAUUAUUAAUUAUUAAUGCAACACAAUUAACCCGUUAUCAACGUUCAUUAAGUAUGAAAAAUAUUAUAUUAUGGCCAAAUGGUAUUGUACCAUAUAUUAUUGAUGAUAUAGAUAAAACAAAAACUAAUGAAUUUACAGAAUAUUUUAGUAAACUUGAUGUUUUAUUAAUUAAAAAAGCGAUGUCAAUUAUUGAAGAAGAAACAUGUAUACAAUUUUAUGAUCUAACUUCUAGAAGAAAUACUCGUAGAUUUUAUGAUAGACAUUUGAUUCGAAUUAAAGGUCGAGGUCAAAGAGGAUGCUAUUCAUCAUUAGGCAUGAUGAGAAAUAGGAAUCAAGUUCUUCGACUUGGUCCAACUUGCCGAACCGUUGGUCAAAUCCUUCAUGAAUUACUUCAUGCAUUAGGUGUAAUGCAUGAAAUUAUGCGACCAGAUCGUGAUCAAUACGUUAUUCUACAUGAAGAAAACAUUGAUAAAUCAUAUUUGGAAGAAUUUAAAAAAAUUAAAGAACAUCAAUCUAUUUUAACAAAUCGUAAAUUUGAUUUUCAAUCAAUAAGUUUAUAUGAUCCUUUUACUUUUACAUCAAACGGUAAUCCAGUAUGGGAACCAAUUGUUAAUUUAGAUGAUGUACCAUUGUUUUCAAUCAGUGAAAAAUAUUUAUCAUUUGAAGAUACUGUUGGUUUAAAUCGACUGUAUAAGUGUGAUAGAUCUUGCUCCAAUCAAAGUAGACUGUGUGAACCAGGGGAAUUUCGAAACAAACAUUGUGUUUGUAUAAAUGCCUCAAAAUAUGCUUUUGAUCGGUGUAAAGAUGAUGUCAAUGAAACUAAAUAUUGCAGUGAUGCAGUUUCUAAAAAUAAAUGUUAUGAUGAAGCGAAAUAUGCCAUACCUUUUUGCAGACGUACAUGUGGUAGAUGUUUUCGGGACGGUUCAAUAGGAAUAUCAACACCUCCAAAAAAGUUAUGUCAAGAUGUGGAGAUUAAUAUGUGCGAGACCUACGUUAAAGAAGGAUAUUGUCACUUUGAUGGUUGGACUAAGUUAAAUUGUCAGUAUUCCUGUAACCUUUGUCCAUCACCUGAAGUCGUCAAGAGACAAGUUGAAACAAGUGAUGUGAGAGCAUAUUUAGAAGCUUAUCGCAAAGGUGAUUGUUUCAAUAGGUAUGAUGAUUUACGGUGUGAAGUAUUUGCUGAACGUGGUGAUUGUCGUACAAAUCCUGGUUUCAUGUCUAGUCAGUGUACUCAGUCAUGUGGUUUAUGUCCAGAGGUAGAAAACCAGCGUCCAAAUGGUAGCUAUACUCAGUCUUCCCAUACAAUACGAUUACCGGCACCUUGUCGUAAUUAUAUUGAUGAUCAACGUUGUGAUGCCCUUGCUAAAGAAGGUAAAUGUUUUGGUACAACAUUGAAACAAUGUCUUGGUUCAUGUAAUAAGUGUGGUGAUAAUUAUCAACGUCAAACUACUGAAAUUCCUCAUACUACAACAACAACCAAUAUUAUCAAUAAUAAUAAGUCAUUAUUGUCAUUCGAAUGUGAAGAUCAAUCAUUAUUAUGUUCAUAUUAUAAAAAUACUUUAGAAUGUAAAACAAAUAAAAUUAUUAUGUUGGAAAUGUGUCCUAAAACUUGUGAAUCUUGUGAAACAAAUUGUGAAGAUAUUGAUUCAUUAAGUGUGUGUAAUGAUCUUGUUCAACGUGGUUAUUGUAACUUAUCAAAACCACAUACUCAAAGAUGUAAGAAAAGUUGCGGUAUUUGCAAAGAUACGAAAGUUUUGAAGACAAAUUCAUCCAAUAAUGUGACUAGUGUAAUUAUAUCAAACAGGACAACAGAAAUUCGUGAAACUAUCAGUACUACAACAGUAGCUCCAACAAAUUCUGUUACUUUUUCUACAACAAAAGAUAGUUUAAAUAGCAUCGAAAUGACGUCUACAAUAUCUAGAACAGCAGAAAUCUCGAGCAGAAAACCAUCACCAAAACAUAAAUUUGUAACUAAAAGAACGUAUUUACCGUCAGAAUAUUCUGAGGACAAACAAGAAUGUAUCGAUCAAUAUCCGAAGACAACAUGUGUCGCUUGGAAAAACACAGGUUACUGUAAUUUUCCACAUGUCUCCAAAUUAUGCUUAAAAACAUGUCACUUAUGUAAAACUAUUGAAUUGUUAAGUCAGGUGCAGAAUAUUUGGUUCUAUCCAAUCAUCUUAAACAGUUGCACAGCAUCGUUUUCUAUUCAGAAAAAUCGUCAGACGGCAAUGAAGCUAUUCUCACUGCAGAUACUUUACAAAACUGACACAUCAGCUAAAUUAUUACAAGCUUCACAUGAACUAUCAGACUUCGGUUAUUUUCAGCGAUCCAGUGUUCGGGAAUUUAUGGACUUUACUGCUAAAGUGGUGUGUGAACGAACAGCUCGUUGCCAGCGUGCACAAAUUAAACAACAAGAUUAUAUUUGUCAUGUUUAUGUUCGGCAUGAUAAUCUAUGUGGUGUACUAAUUUGUGACCAAGAAUAUCCUCCAAGGGUUGCUCAGACGUUACUAACCAAAGCCGCUGAAGAUUUCGCACUCCAAUGUCCUGCAUCUACUUGGACAAAUAUGGCUGUUGGAUCUAAUCCAUGCAAAAAGAUCGAUGAAUAUUUACAGAAAUAUCAGAAUCCUAGUCAAGCAGAUGGUUUAAUGCGACUUCAGAAUGAAUUAGAUGAAACAAAAGUUAUUUUACAUAAUACAUUAGAAUCGUUAUUGUCUAGAGGUGAAAAACUUGAUGAUUUAGUUGAACGAUCCGAAGGUCUUAGCUUACAAUCAAAGAUGUUCUAUACUACAGCGAAGAAAACAAACAAAUGCUGCAUUAUACUGUAA